This is a messenger RNA of Pyrgilauda ruficollis (rufous-necked snowfinch), 445 nucleotides long. RefSeq names its product tumor necrosis factor-like. Gene Ontology annotation, biological process: immune response. The record is from RefSeq and is a predicted model, not a curated record. Gene Ontology annotation, cellular component: membrane. The annotation marks the transcript as partial. Gene Ontology annotation, molecular function: tumor necrosis factor receptor binding. Lineage: Eukaryota; Metazoa; Chordata; Aves; Passeriformes; Passeridae. The transcript has a single exon.
CCCUUUCGUUCCCCCCCAGCCUCCUCGUGGCCGUCGCCCCGGGGCUCCCCGCGCUGGCAGGCCGCCGUGGCCCCGGCGCUGGUGCGGAACGGGGUCCGCCUCCGCGGGAACCGCCUGGUGGUGCCGCGGGACGGGCUCUACUUCGUCUACGCCGCCGCCGCCUUCCAGGGCUCGCGCUGCGGGGCCGGGGGCGGCCCGCGGCGGCCGCUGCGCCUGGCCGUGUCCCGCCUGUCCCCCGAGUACCCCCGGGACGUGCCGCUGCUGCGGGCGGCGCGCUCGCCCUGCCGCGGGGGCGGGGGGCUCUGGGCUGAGACCCUCUACCAGGGCGCCGUGUUCCAGCUGCGCCGCGGGGACCAGCUGGCCGCCACCACCUCGCCCGGGAGGUUCCUGGACCUGCACGGGCCAGGGCAGGCGUAUUUUGGGGUGCUGGGGGUGGAUUAGGGGG